UUGAGAGGUAGAAGACCCUUGCAAUACACAUUUAGGAAUUUUAUUUCAUGAAUAAAUUGACUUCCCCUCUUCUCCACCCAUGCAACGGCAUCCCUCUGAAUUUUCAUCUCCCAAACUUUCCCAAACCAGUCUACCAAGCAAAGCAGCUCUGCAACUGCUUGCUACUGCCCUUCUUCCCCUGCCUCUCUGCCUCCAAAGCAGAACAAACUUUUUUGUAAACCAAUUCGGCGUUUACCCAUGUAGAAAUGGCAGCGGUUCCAUUUCUCUCCGCCAUGAAUGUUGUUGUUUCCAUUCUACACUAAACUUCUCCUUUUGCCAUCCUUACUUUCUCUUGAUGCUUAGCUACUGCUACCCAUUUCUCCCCAUACUCUGCCAAUCAAAACCCACCUCUGGAAAACAGUACCUUUCCCGUCUAAAUGGCCAAAAACGAAAGGCAGGAGGAAGAGACCACUCAGUUCGUCGAUUCCGGCAACAAUUUGAAGCGACUGAGUCUCUACGAUCCGCCCGUUGCAGUUUUGGGAAUCUUUCUGAUCAUUCUCUCCGUAAUCCUCUGUUUCAUCUACUUGGAUUACAGCGAAGCUCUCGGUGCAGUGUACAGGGUUCCAAACUGGUUGCAGUUUCCUAACGACAUGGGAAGAAGAUUGGAUUUCCUGAAGGAGGAAGGAAAUGGGUGCGAUGUUUUCGAUGGGGAGUGGGUUUGGGACGAGGAUUACCCUCUCUAUCUCUCCAAAGAUUGCACCUUUAUAGAACAGAGUUUCAAUUGUAUACAAAAUGGACGGCCUGAUGUGCGCUUCACCAAAUGGAGAUGGCAGCCCAGGGAGUGUGACUUGCCCAGAUUUGAUGGGAAGUUGCUGCUAGAGAAGCUGAGGAACAAGCGGGUGGUGUUUGCUGGUGAUUCGCUGGGGAGGAAUCAAUGGGAAUCCAUGUUGUGCUUGUUAGCUUCUGCUGUUGCGGAAAAGGACUCGGUAUAUGAAGUGAAUGGGAGUUUAAUUCGGAAGCAGCGCCAGGGGACUCUGGUUUUCAAGUUCCAGGGUUACAACUGCACAUUGGAGUUUUACUGGUCUCCUUACCUUGUUCAUCUUGACCAGCCUUCUUCUGGUGCUCCGACUUCGAACAAAAAAGUCCGAUCAACUCUGAAAUUGGAUCUAUUGGAUCCGAUCUCUCGCAAAUGGAGGGAUGCCGAUGUGCUGGUCCUCAAUUCAGGGCACUGGUGGACUUCUCACAUGUUUGAACAAUUAUUUUCGUUGACUCACAGGGGACUUCACUUCCAAGUCGGGCAAGAAGUGAAAAUGAACAUGAGCAUGGAGGAGGCCUAUAGAAAGUCCAUGGAGACUGUAAUGCAGUGGAUAAAGAAUGAAGUUAACACCAACAAGACGCAAAUCUUCUUCCGAACAUAUGAACCCCGCCAUUUCUUGUUUGGGGAGUGGAACACAGGAGGGAGGUGCAACGAAGAGAAGCUGCCGGAGUUAGGGGCAGCUCCGGUACUGUCAUUACCACUUUGGACACAUAUACAAUUUGAGUUAGCAGCCAACAAGAUUCUUCCUAAUCGAACGUACGAUCUUCUGAACAUAACUGAGAUGUCGGCUAGAAGGAAAGACGGGCAUAUGUCUGUCUACUAUCUUGCCUCCCACCGAGCACCAAUGAAGAGGCAGGAUUGCAGCCAUUGGUGCUUGCCUGGUGUCCCUGAUUCUUGGAAUGAACUCCUCUAUGCUUUCUUCCUUAAGCAUCAAGCUACACGCCUUUAACUUGUCAUCUUCAUCACCAUACCAAGCCCGACGAAAGGUGCCGGGCAAAGCAUGGAUUGAGGAAAGGAGCAAGAGGAAUUUUUGCAGGAGAGUUGCCGAACAAUAGAGAAGGGAAUGUUUUAUAGAUAGGUCAUAUCACACAAACCCUUCAUACAUCACAUGGUCUCCUCCUUUCAAGUGAGAUGUACACGUUGAAGCGACAUCCUUCAACUUGGUGUCAGAUUAAACUUUUUCCAACAUGUCUUGCUUAUCAUACCCUCGCAUGUGGUCUCGUGACUCUUUGCUCGAUUUACCUAAACUAUAUAUCAUACUAGAAGCCUUAGUAGAGGAUUCUGAAUGGAAACAUUUACUAUCGAUCUGAAGUCAAAUAAUGAUUUUUUUGUUGAUAGC
This is a messenger RNA of Linum tenue, 2135 nucleotides long. The record is from the annotation of a GenBank genome assembly. NCBI's taxonomy places the organism in Eukaryota, Viridiplantae, Streptophyta, Magnoliopsida, Malpighiales, Linaceae.